Brassica oleracea var. oleracea is the source of this 878-nucleotide messenger RNA. RefSeq names its product glutathione S-transferase T3-like. The record is from RefSeq and is a predicted model, not a curated record. NCBI's taxonomy places the organism in Eukaryota, Viridiplantae, Streptophyta, Magnoliopsida, Brassicales, Brassicaceae.
ACGCCUAAGGAUGACAUUGUGCUCAUUAGCUCAUGGCUUAACACAAGUAAAGAUCCAGUUGUGAGCAAUGAACAAAGGUCAGACGCUUUCUGGACAAGAGUAGCGGCUUACUUUGCGGCAAGUCGUCAAGAUGGUGGAUGUGACCAGAGAGAAUCUAGGCAUUGCAAGCAACGUUGGCACCGGAUCAAUGAUCUCGUGUGCAAGUUCGCUGGAGCCUACGCAGCUGCAAGCAGGGAGAAGACGAGCGGGCAAAAUGAGAAUGAUGUGCUGAAACAAGCACAUCAGAUAUUCUACACUAACCACAAGCAGAAAUUCCUCCUUGAACAUGCCUGGAAAGAGCUGAGGAACGACCAAAAGUGGUGUGAGCAAGCGUCUGCUAAAACCGAAGGAAGCUGCAAAAAAAGAAAGGCUGAGGAUGGUGCUGGUUCUUCAAGCUCCCAAGCAACUGAAAUGAAGCGUCCAGCGGGUGUUAAAGCCGCCAAGGCUAGUGGCAAGAAGACUGUGGCUGAGGAGAAUGCGAUGAAGGAGUUUCACAGCAUGUUGUCAUUAAAACAACAGGAUCUCGCCGUGAAGGACCGCAUGUCUAAGAUGAGCCUACUGGAAAGUCUGAUAGCCAAAAAAGAUCCCCUUGUCGAGUACGAAGAAGCCCUGAAGAAGAAGCUGGUUGAUGAGUUGAUGUUGUCUUAAGUUCCAUGGCUCUGUGUUCUUGAAGUUUCAUCUGUUGUUCUCUUUUUAUUAGUAUCUUAUUGUGUCUGAAUGCUCUUGAUGUUGAUGUUGUCUUAAGUAAAAUGUUGUUGUUAUGUUCUUGUUAUGGUUUGAUCUUGUAAUGGAUUUAAAGUUUAAGUUAAAUGUUGUUGUUAUGUGUUCUCAUUCGGUUA